Molecule: messenger RNA, 889 nt
Organism: Coccinella septempunctata (seven-spotted ladybird)
Lineage: Eukaryota; Metazoa; Arthropoda; Insecta; Coleoptera; Coccinellidae
Exons: 2
Coding region: 33-884 (283 amino acids)
Source: RefSeq, a predicted model, not a curated record
UUCGACAUUUCAAAUGAACGUCACCCGGAAGUAUGCCAAAACCUGUCAUCCUCCGUCAGUUCCUCGAAUUACAACCGAAAACACCUCACGAAGUACGACAGAUCUGGACCUUAGUCCACAUCCUGUGCCUUUCCAUCGCAGGCUUCAGUGGUUGGCUGUCGGCGUACACUUUUGGUCUCUACCUCCAAGACUUCGACUUCCAAUGCAUACUUUUCGCGACGCUAUCGGUUACGUCCGAGCACAGCGUGAAGGAGCACAACCUCACCAUCUUCUCCAACGAGUCGCUAUGGAGCAAUAUUCUGAAGAAGACCCCAGAUCAAAAGAUCGACAUCAAAAAGUCCAAAUGGGGCGAGCCCAAGCUCUGCAACUUCGUCCAGUUCUUGCACGUGGCUUCUAUGCUUAGCUCUGUGAUCUGGAUCGUGUUUUUCGCCAUUUCCGGUAGGGGGAGUAAGCUGCACGGGAGGCAAAUCAUCGGCAAACCUUACAGGUUGGUCUUCCCGUUCUUAUUCUGGAGCAUAAUCUCCAGCUUGGUGAUCUUUGUCACCAACUCGACCCUAACCAGUGGACUGAUCAAAUUCUGCAGCGUCAUAGAAGAUUCGGAAGGGAAGGAACAGACCCAGAUAUGUUUCGGCAGGUUCAUAGAGUCGUACAGGAUAUUUUUCGGCCACCACCAGGGCACUAGAUUGUUCACCCUUUUCUUCCUGGUGAAAUUCGGCGGUUACGUGGAGUUUAUCGCUUGGCUCUGCAACGCAUUGUGGACGUGUUUGCGCGUGUAUCUCAUCAUCGACUACAAGUUCUAUAUGGUGACCGUCUGGAAGUACGAACCCGAUCGAAGCGAGAGACUGAAGCAUAGAGUUACUUUCGUAGAGGAAAAGGACGAGUAGACAAG